AUGGGCAUCAAGCGAGAGUACCAGACCACGGAGUUUGCACAGCUAGUGGUUCGGGCCAGGAGCAGCAGGAGCAAGGAUCAUGCCAAGGGAAUCGAAGUUGAGGAGCCUGAAGCACUGAAGCCCGAGACGCUAAGUUUGAAAGCAGUGGAUGAUUUGACCGAUGUCCUUGAGGUCCCAAAGCUCUCCAAGUCUGUAGGUGAGGAGGAGAGGCUGGAAAUCGAAAGGCCUCUGACUGCUGCUGAGCAGAUCAUCCUGCUUUCCCGGUGUCAGUAUAUUUGGGCCUCCAGCAACCCCAACGACGAAAUGGUGCUUCAAGAGAUCAAUGCCCUGGCGCAGCGUGUUGUUCAGACAGAGGACAAGGCCAGGGAGGAGGAAGCAAACGAAGGGCCGCUUUUCACAGCUAACUGGCUGACCUUCAGCUGCGGCCUUUGGUAUCGCUGCCGAGCCGAGCAUCAUCGGAAUAAGACUCGGGAGCGCGCGGCGUUCCAAUUGCAAUCGCUGGUGGAUCAAUUUGCUGAUCAACGCCCCUCUGCCUCGCACCGCCUUCGCCUUGUUCACAGCGCCGGGUAUCCUGCCCGAUUCCAUCUGCAACAUGAGAUGGCAACGCGCAUGAUGCGAAUGGGCAUGAUGAGUACAGCGCAUGAGCAGUUCAAGAAGCUUCGAAUGUGGCCCGAGGCCGUGGAGUGCUUGAUCUGUGCCGAGCGAAAUGUGGAGGCUGAGGACAUGGUGAAGGAGCUUAUUGACAAACAACCUUCAGCUCGACUCUGGUGUUGCCUGGGAGACAUCACCAAGGAUCCGGCACACUACGAGAAGGCCUGGGAGGUCUCGAAGAAGCGUUUUGCGCGGGCUCAGCGAGCACUGGGCAAGUACUACUUCGAGAAGAAGCAACUGGCAAAGGCCGUGGAGUCCUUCAAGUUGGCCUUAGACAUCAACCCCAUGUUCGAGGGCAUUUGGUUCACUUUAG
Symbiodinium pilosum is the source of this 964-nucleotide messenger RNA. The record is from the annotation of a GenBank genome assembly. Lineage: Eukaryota; Dinophyceae; Suessiales; Symbiodiniaceae.